Molecule: messenger RNA, 1839 nt
Organism: Hansenula ciferrii
Lineage: Eukaryota; Fungi; Ascomycota; Saccharomycetes; Phaffomycetales; Wickerhamomycetaceae
Gene: DAK2
Product: dihydroxyacetone kinase
Exons: 1
Coding region: 1-1839 (612 amino acids)
Biological process (GO): glycerol catabolic process
Cellular component (GO): cytosol
Molecular function (GO): glycerone kinase activity
Source: RefSeq, a predicted model, not a curated record
AUGUCAAAUAAACAUUUUUUACCACAAGAUCCAAAUAAAUUGGUUCCAAAUUGCUUGAAAGCUUUAACUUAUGAAUAUCCAUUUUUAUCAAUAUUGGAAAAAGAACGUGUUGUUUUCAAUAAUCAAUUUGAUAGUUCAAAAGUUUCAUUAAUUAGUGGUGGUGGUUCAGGUCAUGAACCUGGUUUCUAUGGAUUAGUUGGUCCUGGUAUGAUUUCAGCUGUUGCUCAUGGUGAAGUAUUUGCAUCUCCAAAUUAUAGAAAUGUUAAAGCUGCUGAAAAAAUUACUCAUGAAUUGAAAGGAUCAUCAACAUCAUGGGGUGGUUGUAUCUUUAUUCUAACAAAUUAUACUGGUGAUAAUUUAUAUUUUGGUAUGGCUGCACAAGAUUUGAUUGCAAAAUAUGGAUCUGAUAAAAUUAAAAUCUUGAGAGUUACUGAUGAUGUUGCAGUUCCAAGAACUUCAGGUGCACUUGUUGGACGUCGUACUUUAGCUGGAAUUACAAUUGUUUCCAAAUUAACUGGUGCUGCUUCUGAAUUGAACUAUGGAAUCAAUGAAAUUUUUGAAUUUGGUCAAUCUGUGAUUGAUUCAAUUGCUUCAAUUAAUGCUGGAUUAGAUCAUGUUCAUAUUUCUGGUCAUAAAUCAAAUGAAGAUUUUGGAAAAUUGAAACCAAAUGAAUUAGAAAUUGGUUUAGGUAUUCAUAAUGAACCUGGUGUUUUAAAAUUAGAUCAUAUACCAUCAAAUGAAGAUCUUGUUGAUAAAUUAUUAAAAAUGAUUUUAGAUAAAGAUGAUAAAGAACGUGGUUUCUUCAAUUAUUCUCCAAAUGAUAAAAUUGUUUUAUUGAUUAAUAAUUUAGGUGGUGUUCCAAUUAUUGAAGAAAAAAACAUAUUAUUCACUUCAUUACAAAUUUUGAAACAAAAAUAUAAUAUAAUACCUUCAAGAGUUUAUACUGGGAAUUUUAUUACAUCUUUUAAUGCUCAAAUUUUCACAAUUUCAUUAUUCAAUGUUACAACUGCAGUUACUAAAACUUUUGAUUUAGAACAAAUUUUCAAAUUUUUAGAUCUUAAAACAGAAGCUGUUUGUUGGAGUAAUGUCAAUUAUAAUCAUGGAAUUGAUUCAAUUUCAAAUGAUUCUCAAAUUAUAACCAAUUUUGAACAUUAUGAUGAAUAUGAUAAUAAAAAAACAUCAAUUGAAUCAGCCAAAAAUUUCCAAAUUGAUCCAAUCAAGCUUCAAAACAUUGCAUCAAUUGCAGCUCAAAGAGUUGUUGAUAAAGAACCAGAUUUAACUAAAUGGGAUACCUUAAUGGGUGAUGGUGAUUGUGGAUUUGGUUUGAAAUUGGGUGCUGAAUUAUUUUUAGAAAAAUUGAAUAAAGAUGGCAUUGCUAAAGAUGGAUCAUUAUUAAAAGUUUUAAAUGUUUUAUUGACCAUUAUAAAAGAUGAUAUGGGUGGUACUCUUGGUGCAAUUUUAUUCAUUUUUUUGAAAGCUGUGAUUAACAACGUUGAACUUUUAAUUGAAAAUAACUCAAACAUAACACCAAUUGAAGCUUUUAGUAAAUCUUUUAAAGUUGGAUUAGAAACAUUAUAUGAUUAUACAAAAGCAAGAGUUGGUCAUAGAACGGUUAUGGAUGUUUUAAUUCCAUUUGUGGAAUCAUUUGCUAAAGAUCAAGAUAUUUUAAAAUCUGUUGAAAUUGCCCAUGAUGCUGCUGAAAAUACUAAAAAUUUGAAACCAAAACUAGGAAGAGCAACUUAUGUUGGAAAUGUUGAUGGUGAUUCAAUUUUACCACCUGAUCCUGGUGCAUAUGGUAUUUAUGAAGCUAUUAGUGCUUUAAGUUUAUCUGUAAAAUAG